Messenger RNA from Asparagus officinalis (garden asparagus), 1379 nucleotides. RefSeq lists its product as uncharacterized. Gene Ontology annotation, molecular function: cysteine-type peptidase activity. Bases 14 to 1285 code for a protein of 423 amino acids. The record is from RefSeq and is a predicted model, not a curated record. Gene Ontology annotation, biological process: proteolysis. Lineage: Eukaryota; Viridiplantae; Streptophyta; Magnoliopsida; Asparagales; Asparagaceae. The transcript is spliced from 6 exons.
GGAAGAGGAGCAUAUGGUAGAUAAGGAAGAGGAGCAUAUGGAAAAUGAAAAUUUUAUUGUAGAUAACAAAGGUUUUGAUGAGGAUACUGUUGAUGGUGUAGAUAAGGAGGAAGAUAUUGUAGAUAAAGAGAAGGAGAAUGUAGAUAAGUUGGAAGCACAGGAGGAAGAGGAUCUUGUGAAUAUUAAACAUGAUGUGGACAAACUUGUAGAUGUUCUAACGAGCAAUGUGGAAGCAAAGCGCCCACCAAAGCCAAGAAGGGUAAGCAGGAGAUCUAAAUGGAAGAGGACACCAUAUACUGAAGGCAAAAGAAAGAAAAAGGAAAAAAUUAGUAUAGAUAUACUUGAAAGUCCUGAACCAAAAGUAAAACUAGCUGAAAAAGUUACUCAUUUUUAUCCCGGUAUUCAAAUCCCCACUUUUGAUGCGUUGAGUUUCAAGCCAAUGACAGAUGAAGAGGAAGCUCUAUUGGGAGAGCUGAAUAAUGAGCUUCCAGACCCUACAUUGUUUAACUUACGCAUAAUAGAUAGCACAGGUGCUUUUGUACAUAAUUUAAAGAUACCAUCUCCCGUAGCAGAAAGACUCGACAAAGCUGAAAUUGAUAGCCUAACCAAAUUUUGUUCUCAGAAGAUUCACAAGAGAUAUAAUGUUAUAGUAACAACCAACAGCACUAUUAACAGGGAAGAGUUGUUAUAUGUGCUUCGUGGUGGCCGCCUUGACGACAAGGUGGAAGAAGCAGUUUUGGACACGAUUAGCCAGGAGGCAUACGGCAAAGGAUAUGGAGUGGUAUCGGUGUUCUUUCUUCACUCACUCUAUGGCUUGGAGGUGAACAAUUACGAGCAUUAUCUGAACUUCAUUGACAAAUAUACCGCAUACCGCAUAGAGCAUCUCUUGAUCCCUUUGGUCAGGGACGACCAUUGGCAUCUUGUAGAAGUUGACCUUAAAGAUAAAGUCGUCAAGCAUUACAGCUCCGCUGGGCACGAAGCUUGGAUGGAGCCUGUUAAUAAAAUCAUAAAAUUCUUUGAUGCCCAUCAUGCUGAUUUUAUUGAAGACAAUGUGCGCCAAAUAUUUAGAUAUCAAGCCAUCAAAUGCGAGCAACAAAGAGGACGCUUUGACUGUGGUGUGUUCGUCUACCUCUUUGUAAAAUCCAUAAUUGAAGGACGAUCAACAUUGCUGGUUAAUCCUCCGAACGAUAUCCCUGAAGCUAUGCGAGCAAGACUUGCCGCACAAUUAUUACUGGCUGGUUUUGAACAAAGACAUAAAGAAGAAACAGUGUACAGUGAUGAAUGAUAUGUUCAUACAAAUACAAUAAUGUAUGUAUAUUUAAGUAAUUGAAAAUGAUUGUUAUCAGAUGUAUUGUUCUAUCUGUACCAUGUUCGUUCUA